Tripterygium wilfordii is the source of this 2087-nucleotide messenger RNA. RefSeq names its product exocyst complex component EXO70H1-like. The record is from RefSeq and is a predicted model, not a curated record. The transcript has a single exon. NCBI's taxonomy places the organism in Eukaryota, Viridiplantae, Streptophyta, Magnoliopsida, Celastrales, Celastraceae. Gene Ontology annotation, biological process: exocytosis. Gene Ontology annotation, cellular component: exocyst. Gene Ontology annotation, molecular function: phosphatidylinositol-4,5-bisphosphate binding. The coding region runs from base 84 to 1976 and encodes 630 amino acids.
ACAACAACAACAACAACACGUACAGUCUACAGAGAGAGAGAGAGAGAGACGGGAGUUUGAGUUUAUAAUUACUAAAGGGAGGGAUGAGGAGCCUUUGCUUCCCAUCCAAGUCACCAUUCAGAGCCUCCUCCCUAUCCACCGCUGCCACUACUCCUCCCCGCAUUACCUUCUCAGACUCCAUGAUCGACCAAACCAUCGCUGCUGCUGCUUCCAUGAUCACCAAAUGGAACCCUGAGACCUCCGCCUAUGCCAACGUCACUUCUCUAUUCUACGAGAACAAGACAGAGGCCAUGCUCUUCUUGAAGUGCCUCAACGACCUUCAGAAGGCCAUGCAUUUAUUAGCCUCCCAGCCCCAGGAUUCCGCUUCCGACAUACUCGUCCAAGCUCAAACCUUGAUGCAGAUCGCUAUGAAGCGACUGCAGAAGGAGUUCUACCAGAUUCUCUCCAUGAACCGUGCUCACUUGGAUCCAGAAUCUGUCUCCUCACGGGCCUCCACCAGCAGGUCCUGCACCUCCGAUUACGAAGACGAUGAUUCACCGGAGGAUGAUGUUCGCGCGGCCGCUGAUUCUAUCUCGGAAGUCGAACAGGUGUCCUCUAUUGCCAUGGCCGAUUUGAGAUCAAUUGCGGAGUGCAUGAUCUCCUCAGGUUAUGCCAAGGAGUGUAUAAGCAUCUACAAGAUCAUCCGCAAGUCCAUUGUCGACGAAGGCAUUUACAGGCUGGGCAUCGAGCGAGUUAGCUCUUCCAAGAUCAACAAAAUGGACUCGCACACCUUAGACUUGAGAAUCAAGAACUGGUUGGAGGCGGUAAAGAUCUCAAUGACGACUCUCUUCAAGGGAGAGAGAAUUCUUUGCGAUCAUGUCUUCGCCGUCUCUGAUUCCAUCAAAGAAUCAUGCUUUGCUGAAAUAUCUGCACACGGAGCAACGAUUCUGUUUGGCUUUCCGGAGAUUGUUGCUAGAUCCAAGAAAUCACAGGAAAAUAAAAUGUUUGGCGUGCUUGAUAUGUACACUGCUAUAGCCCAGAACUGGCCGGAGAUUGAAUCGAUCUUCUCCUUUGAAUCGACCUCGGCCGUCCGAUCACAAGCAGUAACUUCACUAAUAAAGCUUGGAGAGUCGGUUCGUACAUUGCUAUCUGAUUUCGAAGCAACUAUCCAGAAGGACUCAUCGAAGUUAGUGGUUCCCGGAGGUGGAGUCCAUCCCCUGACUGUCUAUGCCAUGAAUUACGUCUCUCUCCUCGCCGAUUACAGUAACGUCCUACCUGACAUCAUUACCGAUUGGCAACCCCCAGCGAAAUCACCCUCACCGGAAUUUUACUUCGACAGUCCAGAUCAUUCAGAUGAAUCUGGAGCGACGACGAUCUCCUUGCGGUUCGCUUGGCUAAUUUUGGUCUUUGUGUGCAAGCUCGACGGCAAAGCGAAGCAUUACAAGGACGUGUCAAUGUCGUAUCUCUUCUUAGCAAACAAUCUCCAGCAUGUGGUAUCUAGAGUCCACACAUCUAACAUAUCCUACUUGCUCGGUGAAGAGUGGAUCGCCAAGCACGAAGCCAAGGUGAGACAGUUCUCGGCGAAUUACGAGAGGCUUGCGUGGGGGAAGGUGAUGGAGUCACUGCCUGAGAAUCCAACAGCGACGGUAUCUGCAGAGGAAGCCAAGGAGCGUUUCAAGAGAUUCAACCUGUGUUUCCAAGAAGCUUGCCGGAAGCAGAGUUCGUGCGUCGUAUCGGACCCGAGACUGCGGGAUGAGAUGAAGAUGUCCCUAGCGAGAAAGGUGGUGGAGGUUUACAGACGAUUUUACGAUACGCAGAGGCGGAGGAACUUGGGGUCAUUUGUCAGAUUUGCCCCUGAAGACGUGGUCAAUCACCUCUCGGACCUUUUCUUAGGGACGACGACGGGGUCUGUUGGGGUUGGUACUUGUUCUUCUUCUUCCUCGUCAUCAACGUCUUGUUCGUCCAAUGCAAUUUCGUCAUGGCAGAAAUAUAUUUGACAUAAAUCUCAAAAUAUAUAAAGUUUAUUAAUUUAAAGAUUUCUCCUUGUAUUUGUUAUAACUUUUUGUACUAAAUGUUUUUGUCACUCUUAAGAAGCUGCGUAGCCUCCA